Messenger RNA from Salvelinus sp. IW2-2015, 1360 nucleotides. RefSeq names its product Bardet-Biedl syndrome 12 (gene bbs12). Gene Ontology annotation, biological process: photoreceptor cell maintenance; chaperone-mediated protein complex assembly. Gene Ontology annotation, molecular function: ATP binding. Lineage: Eukaryota; Metazoa; Chordata; Actinopteri; Salmoniformes; Salmonidae. The record is from RefSeq and is a predicted model, not a curated record.
CACGGAUUACAACUGGAGCAGAGCUUGAGCCAGGCUGAAGCUCACAGAGAACCUGGAACUGUAGCACGCCACACAAAGUUCUUAGGAAAAAGCGUCACAGAAAAUGGGAAGUACAAUUAUUAGUCAAAGACUUCAUGUUGGACUGCAGCAGCUCACAGCUUUGGCGGCUGUCACACAUUCCUUUUUGGGCCCCAAUAAAAACCACAAGUUUAUUCAAGACGAGUCUACCGGGGAGUCGUCCUUGGUGUGCACAUGUUUCCGUGUCUUGGAGCACUUAGACCUGACCUGCUCUGUAGGUCAGCUGGCCAAUGAGACAAUCCAAGCUCACCAGAAGGUCUUCCACUCAGGUGCGGGGUGCCUGCUAUUUAUGGCUGGGGUCUGGAGCAGGGCUGCCCUCGAAUGUCUCCACAGAGGCAUUUCAAUCCCACAUAUUGUGUCAGCCAUGUCUGAAGGGCUGGAUAUAUGUUGCGAAGUCUGCAGGUCAAACAGUGUGUCGAUUGAAGACGUUCGACCGGUUGCUUCUGAUAGUGGCACAUCAGUACUCCAGGGCUCUCCACACACAGUGUUACGUAACCCUGUCACAGGGAUGAACUCUAGCCAUGGGGCCCUUAACAACAAGAAACAAAGCAGAAUAAAACUCACUCACAGCAGACAUUUUUGUGCAAAUGAUAAAGCUGAUGAGAACACCACACCAGGGUUAUUUUCCCAUGCAGUGAGUUCUAAAGAAGUUGAUAUUCCUCACCUCGCUGAAGCUGUGAGCCAUGGCUGUGUGGCUGCAAUGAGCUUAGUGGUUGAGGUGAGCAAGAUACAGUCAAAGAACAAUGGAAGCGGUGACAGCUGUAGAACAUUUGAUGUCAACAAGCUGGUAACGUGCACUCUGCCAGGCUUGUCAGAGGACCAUUCAUGUGUUUUACCAGGUUGUGUUAUUCUGCUCUCUGCAGAGCAGGCUUCCCUUGUACAUCACAUGAAAGAACAGAAGUGGCAAGUUGUUCUCAUUAAUGGAGAUCUCAGUGAAAAAUAUCGCCAUCUUGGUUUCAAUAACAAGAAUGACAUCAGCCAAGUGACCGACAAGUUGGACUUGAAAGGCCUCAGCAAAGAAGAUGAUUGGGAAGACAAUGUUUUAACAACUCUGUUGAAAAACAAUGUGAAUCUAGUUUUAGUCAAUGGAGAGGCGAGUGAAAGACUCACCCAGCACUGCAUGAGUCACCGUAUACUUGUGGUUGAGAGGGUGAAGCCUGACAUUUUGAAGGACUUUGCAGAAACAACAGGAGCUGUCCCUGUCACCUAUGCCACACAACUGAGUAAGCACUGCGUCGGCACCGGAGUACAAGUCUCCAUGUGAAGAGACUGCAGGGGCAAC